Cajanus cajan (pigeon pea) is the source of this 2086-nucleotide messenger RNA. RefSeq names its product protein NRT1/ PTR FAMILY 1.2. Gene Ontology annotation, molecular function: transmembrane transporter activity. NCBI's taxonomy places the organism in Eukaryota, Viridiplantae, Streptophyta, Magnoliopsida, Fabales, Fabaceae. Gene Ontology annotation, cellular component: membrane. Gene Ontology annotation, biological process: transmembrane transport. The record is from RefSeq and is a predicted model, not a curated record.
UGUGACGUGCCCAUAAUGAAGUUUUGAGGUUUAAGUUCACAAAACCAUUUCAACAAACAUCCCAAAAAUCAAGCAAAUGGAUUCCUCAGGCGCGACCAACCAGAAGCUCUUAGAAAACGGCGACGUUUCUUCUUCUUCUUCUUCUCAACCUACAAAAGGUGGCUUGCGAACCAUGCCCUUCAUCAUAGUGAACGAGUGUCUGGAGAAGGUGGCGAGCUUCGGCAUCAUGGCGAGCAUGAUACUGUACCUGACGGAGGAAUACGGGAUGGGUAUUUCGAAGGGCACAAACGUAAUUUACACGUCCAACGCCAUGUCCAACUUCUUGGCCAUCUUCGGGGCCUUCAUCUCCGAUUCUUAUCUCGGAAGAUUUCUCGUCAUUUCUCUCGGUUCCUUCUCUAGCCUCCUCGGAUUAAUCAUUUUGUGGUUAACUGCCAUGAUCCCAGAGCUAAGACCUUCUUGUGAAUCACUCAUGGAAGUCUGCAACUCUGCUACGACAGCUCAACUAGCAGUUUUGUUCCUUUCCCUAGGAUUAAUUUCCAUUGGAGCUGGUUGCAUAAGACCUUGUUCCAUAGCCUUCGGAGCAGAUCAACUGACUAUUAAAGAAAGAUCUAAUGAUGAGAGGCUCUUGGAUAGCUACUUUAAUUGGUAUUAUACCUCAGUUGGAGUAUCAACAGUGAUUGCAUUCAGUGUAAUUGUGUACAUUCAAGAAAAUCUGGGAUGGAAAAUUGGGUUUGGAGUAGUUGCUGUGCUAAUGUUCAUAUCAGCUGUCAGUUUCAUUCUUGGUUCACCAUUCUAUGCCAAAGUGAAGCCACGUCGCAGCAUACUCGCUAGUUUUGUACAGGUAAUUGUGGUGGCUGUAAAGAACAGAAAACUUAGUCUUCCUGAUUGCAACUUAGAUCAUUAUUUUCAAGACCGUGAUUCGGACCUGAUGGUCCCUACUGAUACCUUAAGGUAUUUGAACAAAGCUUGCAUAAUAAGAACUCAUGAGACAGUCUCAAACCCUGAUGGAUCAGUUUCAGAUCCUUGGAGCCAAUGCACAGUAGGGCAGGUGGAGUCACUGAAAUCUUUGCUCAAAGUCCUUCCUAUGUGGUCUGCAGGCAUCUUUGGGAUGGUGCCCCAAGGCUCAUUCUCUACCCUCCAAGCAAAUACAAUGGACCGAAGGUUAUUUGGCAAUUUCAAGAUUCCUGCAGGAUCCUUCACUCUUAUCACUGUAAUCACCUUAUCAAUUAUCAUUCCAUUCUAUGAUCGCAUAAUGGUACCCCUGCUAUCAAAAUACACGGGCUCGCCUAGAGGAUUCAGUUGUAAGUCUCGAAUUGGGAUGGGAAUGUUGUUUGUGUGUGCAGCCAUGGCAACAUCAGCUGCAGUUGAAACUAUGAGACGAAAUGCGUCCAUCGAAGAAGGCUUUGAGGACCAGCCUAAUGCUGUGAUUCCCAUGUCUGCUUUAUGGCUAGUUCCUCAGUUUGUUAUGCUUGGAAUAGCUGAGGCUUUAAACCCAGUUGGGCAGAUUGAGUUUUUCUACACCUAUAUCCCCAAGUCUAUGUCUAGUUUCGCAAGCGCUCUUUUCACUCUUGAACUUGCUGCUGCCAAUGUAGUGGGAAGUGUGUUGUUGAACAUUGUGGACAAGGUGACUAGUGUAGGAGGGAAAGUGAGCUGGUUAUCAACUAACAUUAACAGGGGCCAUCUUAAUUAUUAUUAUGCACUGCUAGGUUGCAUAUGUUUAAUCAAUUACCUCUACUUUCUUGUUAUUUGUUGGGCUUAUGGUCCUGCUCCGAGACAAAAACUUCAAGCUUCAGCUGGUAAGAAAGAAGAGCAAUUUGAUUACAGGGAGUUACCUACUUCCUAGAUUUUUUUUAGUAUACAAACAGAUACUGUAAACACUUGAGAAACUGUAGUAUUGAAAGUGUUUAUGUGUAUAAUUAAUAGGUUAAAAGUAGAUCUGUGCUAAAAGGCUUUAUUGUGAUCUUGCACAGUAUAUGUUGAUAUGAAGAAAUAAUGGAAUGAAAUUAUACGAAAAAAAAUGAAUUUAGCUUUGCAAGGCUAAAUACUACUGCUGUAGUGGAAACUUUUGCAUGGUAAUAAACUUUAG